Messenger RNA from Thyridium curvatum, 1344 nucleotides. RefSeq lists its product as uncharacterized. The coding region runs from base 1 to 1344 and encodes 447 amino acids. The transcript has 3 exons. Gene Ontology annotation, biological process: DNA-templated transcription. Gene Ontology annotation, molecular function: zinc ion binding; DNA binding. NCBI's taxonomy places the organism in Eukaryota, Fungi, Ascomycota, Sordariomycetes, Thyridiales, Thyridiaceae. The record is from RefSeq and is a predicted model, not a curated record.
AUGAUCACUCCUCCCGAGGACGAUUUCAUGAUUACGGAUAUCUUGCUGAGCCCCGCCAGUACGCGCAGCAGCGAGACACGCGCCGAUUCGGGCGAAAUACUUCGACUGGAUUGGCAUGCGUCGGGAGAUGUUUGCCUCGACUCCUUCUACUCCAACUUUCACCUCUCCCAUCCUUUCCUCUUGCCGAAACCCGAUUUGGCCGCAAGGGCCAGGACGCACGAUAUGGAGCCUCUUCUCACAGCAGUUCGCUGGGUGGGAUCCCUGUACUUGAAGUCUCUCUCUGCCCAGCUCAACUUGUUCGAUAAGGCGCACGGAAUGAUAUACGAUACUACCAAGACAAAAGACGGCUUCACGGUACAAGCAAUGAUGCUCCUGGUUCUCGGCUUGGGCGGGAGCGGACGACAGGAAGAGGCAAGGAAGGUACUCAGCGACGCCCAGGCAAUCGCUUUGGAGAUUGGAAUGAACACAAGGGCAUAUGCGGUCUCGCAUGGGGAGAGCACGCCGGUACUGGAGGAAAGUUGGAGAAGGACAUGGUGGGAUCUAUAUGUAAUUGAUGGCCUGAUCGCCGGUGUGCAUCGGUGCACCAGCUUUCCGCUCUUCGACGUACCAUGCAACGUCGACCUCCCGUGUGAGGAGUUCGAGUAUCUCGCUGGGUGGAUUCCACCGCCGACAAGUAUAGACAACUUGAUGGCGCCUGAAUUUGCCGACGAAAGCCAGCCCCUGUCGUCCUAUGCGUACCGGAUAUCUGCCAUCCGAAUCCUCGGAAAUCUGGUACGACUCCGCGAGACCAAGAACACAAACACAAACCAGGUCCAGUCUCUCCUCACCAACUGGCAGCUUCACCUACCUCCCCAUAAGCGAGACUGCCUGCAACAAGACGGGAGCCCGGACGAGAUGAUGUUCCAGGCGUUCAUGAUAGUGCACAUGACUUCUAUCCUGCUACACCUGCCCCACUCGCAAAUCACGUUCACGCCGGCGCAUAGCAUUACGUCUUGCGCGGCACAGAUCGAGGUGCAUGCCGACGGGAUACACAAUGCCCACACGCAGCACGCUCUUCAUUCCGCAAACGAGAUCAGCACGAUGGUCACUUAUCCGGUGCCGUUACAGACGCACAGCCCGCUGUUCAGCUGUAUAGUCACUCUCUCGUCGAUCGUGCAUGUAGGGAAGAUUCUAUCGGGAAUUCCGUUCGAUAUAGACCGUACACGACAGCAGCUCGGUCUGAACAUCGGAGCACUGACGCAGAUGGCUCGGAUCUGGAAGAUAGCGGAGGACUCGGUCCGGCAGACAAGAUCCGUCACAGGAGAGCUCCAAAGGGGAGGGAUGAUGAAAUCUGGGCGUUGGUGA